Molecule: messenger RNA, 2717 nt
Organism: Lutzomyia longipalpis
Lineage: Eukaryota; Metazoa; Arthropoda; Insecta; Diptera; Psychodidae
Product: glutamine--fructose-6-phosphate aminotransferase [isomerizing] 1-like
Exons: 9
Coding region: 520-2613 (697 amino acids)
Biological process (GO): fructose 6-phosphate metabolic process; UDP-N-acetylglucosamine metabolic process; protein N-linked glycosylation
Molecular function (GO): L-glutamine:D-fructose-6-phosphate transaminase (isomerizing) activity; carbohydrate derivative binding
Source: RefSeq, a predicted model, not a curated record
AUUAUCAGACAGUUCGCUCUAUAAGGCAACACGUGCCCCCUUUAAAGUGACAAAUUGCAAUGUAAAAAAAAACUUUUCCGGGUGUUUUUGUGUAGUUCCUCCGUGAAGUCUGACUUUAGGGGCGACUACGGGAGAAAACAGCGCCCAAAUUGCUACUAAAAGUAAACUUCCUCCCACGCUCUGUUGCAAAAUAUACAACAUCAAAAUAUUCUCCCUCCCGCGCGCAUCCUCCUCACCACUUCAACACUCUGCAGUUGUGGCUACGUUGGGUGGGGGCUCGCGCUCUGUUGGUGCGUUAGCACAAACUCCAGCCGGUGGUGUACGUUUAGUUGGCCACAAAGUGCCACAGUAUUCGUACGCGUUGUCCCCACAUCGUUCGUCCGUCUCACGCGCCAUCCCGCCCGAGGACCUCUAGUGCAGAAGUAGUGAAAGUUUCCUGAACACAGCUGAGAAGACAAGGACGCCUCCGCGGAAGAAUCCCACAAAUAUCCUCCACAAACUACUAAGAAGACAGAGAGAAUGUGCGGAAUUUUUGCUUAUCUGAACUACCUGACGCCGAAAACAAGGCGAGAAGUUCUAGAUCUGCUUGUUACUGGACUGAAACGACUCGAAUACCGUGGAUAUGAUUCAGCUGGUAUUGCCGUGGAUUCCACAGACCCAUCGGACAUGGUUCUAAUUCGUAGAUCUGGAAAGGUUAAAGUUCUCGAAGAUGCCAUUGCGGAAGAAUUCUCCGAGGACCCUGAUGAGGCUCCGCGUCAGGUGCACGUGGGUAUUGCACACACCCGAUGGGCAACACACGGUGAACCAUCGGAACGCAAUUCACAUCCACAGCGAUCGGAUGAGGCGCAUGGCUUUGUUGUGGUUCACAAUGGAAUCAUGACGAACUACAAGGAGAUCAAGACAUUCCUGGCAAAGAGGAACUACACAUUCGAAUCGGACACCGAUACGGAGAUUAUUGCAAAGUUAGUGCAUCACCUGUGGACACAGCAUCCGGGCUAUUCCUUCCGGGAGCUCGUUGAGCAGGCAAUUCAGCAAAUGGAGGGUGCUUUUGCCCUCGCAUUCAAGUCUAAACAUUUCCCGGGUGAAUGCGUUGCUACACGUAGGGGUUCACCACUUCUUGUGGGUAUUAAGACCAAGACACGCCUGGCUACAGAUCACAUUCCAAUUCUCUACGGAAAGGACGACACCGCCCUACGCACACAGGCCAAUUCCAAAGACGCUGAUGGUUCAAAACAUUCAGAGCAUCGUCCCCAUGGUACGGCUCGUGAUGUACCAUUGAUGCCAAGAACAGAGAGUACGAGUGAAUUUAUGCCGUUGGAAGAUAAAGAAGUGGAAUACUUCUUUGCAUCUGAUGCAUCAGCUGUUAUUGAGCACACCAACAGGGUUAUUUAUCUGGAGGAUGACGACGUUGCAGCCGUCAAGGAUGGUGCUUUGAGUAUCCAUCGGCUGCGUAAGUGCUUGGAUGAUCCACAUGCACGUGAGAUUACAACACUCAAGAUGGAGAUUCAGGAGAUCAUGAAGGGGAACUACAAGUACUUCAUGCAGAAGGAAAUCUUCGAACAACCCGAAUCGGUGGUUAACACAAUGCGUGGGCGUGUUAACUUUGAAAAUGAAACUGUUACCUUAGGUGGUAUUAAGGACUACAUUCCUGAGAUUAAGCGCUGCAGACGUCUCAUGUUGAUUGGAUGCGGCACAAGCUACCAUUCAGCCGUUGCUACACGUCAACUGCUGGAAGAACUAACCGAACUGCCUGUAAUGGUGGAGUUAGCAUCGGAUUUCCUCGAUCGCAACACACCCAUCUUUCGGGAUGAUGUUUGCUUCUUUAUCAGUCAGAGUGGCGAGACAGCCGAUACACUGAUGGCAUUGCGCUACUGCAAAGCACGCGGGGCCCUCAUUGUGGGCAUUACAAACACGGUGGGUAGUUCAAUUUGUCGUGAAAGUCACUGCGGUGUUCAUAUUAAUGCUGGACCUGAGAUUGGAGUUGCCUCAACGAAGGCUUACACAUCGCAAUUCAUCUCUCUCGUGAUGUUUGCUCUUGUCAUGAGUGAGGAUAGAUUGUCGCUGCAAUCACGACGCAAAGAGAUCAUUGCUGGUCUUGCCAGUUUGGCGGGGCACAUUAGGCGUGUUCUGGAGUUAGAUGAGCGUGUUCGGGAGCUGGCAACGGAUCUGUAUCAACAUAAAUCUCUCCUCAUAAUGGGAAGGGGUUACAAUUUUGCCACGUGCCUCGAAGGAGCACUGAAGGUUAAGGAAUUAACGUACAUGCACAGCGAAGGAAUAAUGGCGGGUGAACUUAAACACGGCCCAUUGGCUCUUGUUGACGAUCAAAUGCCCGUCCUUAUGAUUGUUAUGCAGGAUCCGGUGUAUGAGAAGUGCAUGAAUGCUCUGAUGCAGGUACAAGCGAGACAGGGACGACCAAUUCUCAUUUGUCAGGAGGGCGAUGAGAAGACAAUGAGCUAUGCAUCGCGCGUUCUUGAGAUUCCCAAAACAGUUGACUGCCUUCAGGGUAUCCUCACUGUGAUCCCAAUGCAGCUGCUCAGCUACCACAUUGCCGAUAUGCUGAACUACAAUGUUGAUUGUCCACGAAAUCUCGCUAAAUCCGUGACUGUGGAGUAAAAUUUUUUUGUGUGUAUGACGCGCAAAUUUAAGAGAUUUUUCUUUUUUAAUUAUUAACAAAGCAAAUACAUAAUUAUCUAUUAAAAGCCAUUCAAGAUCUUAAA